Lathyrus sativus (Indian pea) is the source of this 4350-nucleotide messenger RNA. The record is from the annotation of a GenBank genome assembly. NCBI's taxonomy places the organism in Eukaryota, Viridiplantae, Streptophyta, Magnoliopsida, Fabales, Fabaceae.
AUGGCUGGGCAAGCUUCGUUUUUCUACGACGUGUUCCUGAGCUUUAGAGGUGAUGAUACAAGAUAUGGUUUUACUGGAAAUCUCCACAGUGCUCUUAAUCAAAGAGGAAUCCAAAGUUUCUUUGACGAUGAUGAUAUUCCAAAAGGAGAGGAAUUAACUUCAGAACUUGUUAAGGCUAUUAAAGAUUCCAGGAUCGCCAUCGUUGUGUUUUCUAAGAACUAUGCUUUCUCUAAGUUUUGUUUGAAGGAACUCACCGCAAUACUAGACUGCUAUGAGGAGAAGAACAAGAGUGGGCGAAUGGUUUUACCGGUUUUUUACAAAGUGAACCCUUCUGAAGUUCGGUACGGGAGAGGAAGCUACGGAGAAGCACUGGCUAAGCAUGAGGAGACAUUCAAGAAUGAGUUGGAGAUCGUUAACAAAUGGAGGACUUCGCUACACAAGGCGGCUAAUCUCAAAGGCUUUCAUUUCAAACAUGGGGAGGGAUAUGAAUAUCAAUUAAUUGCAAGUAUUUUUAAGGAAGUCUCCGUCAAGAUUAAUCGAACACUUUUACAUGUUGCCAAUUACCCGGUUGGAUUGGAGUCUAGAGUGGAUAAAGUAAACUCGCUUCUCAACGUUCCGUCGAAUGAUGUAGAUGUCCACAUGAUAGGCAUCUAUGGUAUUGGUGGAAUUGGUAAAAGUACUGUUGCUCGAUGUGUAUAUAAUUCAAUUAGUGACAAGUUUGAAGGUUUUUGUUGUUUUAUUGAAGAUGUGAGAAAGAGUUCACAUAAGUAUGGAUUAUUAAAUCUCCAAGAGACAGUUCUUUCUGAGAUACUUGGAGACAAGAAAAUCAGGUUGGGAAAUGUGCGGAAUGGAAUGUCGAUAAUAGAACAAAAGCUCUCCAAUAAAAAGGUUCUUUUGGUUCUUGAUGAUGUUGACCAAAAAGAGCAGUUACAGGCUAUUGUUGGAUCACCUAAUUGGUUUGGUUCUGGUAGCAUCGUAAUCAUUACAACUCGGGAUAAAGAUUUACUAACGCAUUAUGAGGUUAAAAGUAAAGUAUAUGAGGUGGAGGAAUUGAAUGACAAAGAAGCUUGUGAACUGCUUAGUUGGAAUGCUUUCAAAACUGACAAAGCUGAUCCGAAGUACACCAACAUUUUAAACCGUGUGUUGUGUUAUGCUUCUAGGCUCCCACUGGCUUUGGAGGUAGUAGGUUCCAACCUGUUUGGAAAAGGAGAAGAAGAAUGCAAACUUAUAUUAGAUCGGUAUGACAGAAUUCCAGAUAAAAAGAUCCAGGAUAUACUACGAGUAAGCGUUGAUUCCUUGGAUGAAGAUGAUAAGGAUGUUUUUCUCGACAUUGCUUGUUGCUUCGGGGGAUAUAGAUUGUCUGAUGUUGAAAAUAUACUACAUGCUCACCAUGGUUCAUCAAUGAGACGUGGUAUUGAGCUGUUGAUUGAAAGAUCUCUCAUAAAGCUUGAUGAUGGUCUUGUGGCAUUACAUGAAUUGAUACAAGACAUGGGCAGAGAAAUUGUGCGACAAGAAUCAAAAGAGCCCAAUGAACGCAGUAGGUUAUGGAACUCUGGAGAUGUAGUCCAAGUUUUAGAAGAAAACAUGGGAACUGGAAAAAUUCAUAUGUUAAUUCUGGAUUUUCCCAAAGAUGAAGGACACUUGAAAGGAUCCAAAGGAGAAGUAGUAAAUUGGGAUGGAGAGGCUUUAAAGGAAAUGAAAAACCUCAAAACUCUUAUUAUUAGAAAUGGUCAUUUUUCCAAAGGCCCCACGCAUCUUCCAAAUAGUUUAAGAGUUUUGAAAUGGCAUGGAUAUGCUUCAUCAUCGUUACCAUGUGAUUUUCAUCCAAGAAAACUAUGCAUACUCGAGUUACCUGAUAGCUCCUUAAAGCCUUGUGAACCAAUCCAGGCAUUUGCAUAUUUGAGAAUUUUGGAUUUUAGCUACAGUGAAUAUAUAACUGAGAUACCUGAUGUAUCUGGUCUCCCGGAUUUAGAAAAAUUGUCAUUUAAACAUUGUGAGAAUUUAACUAAAAUUCAUGACUCAGUUGGAUAUUUGGGAAGUCUUAAGAUAUUGGAUGGUUCUAGUUGCAUGAAUCUUAAUACUUUUCCACCCAUCAUAUUGACCUCUCUUGAACAACUCAAUCUUUCACAUUGCUCGAAUCUCGAGAGUUUCCCAGAAAUAUUGGGAAAAAUGGAAAAUAUAACAGAACUUCAUAUAAUGGGGAGUCCAAUAAAAGAACUGCCUUUUUCAAUUCAAAACCUCACCCAGCUUCGAAAGUUGGAACUACAAAUCUGUGGAAUGGUUCAGUUGCCUAGCUGCGUUUUCAUGUUGUCAGAACUAAGUUUGAUGCAUGUUUCAAAAUGCGAAGGGCUGUGGUUAUCGGGACAGGACAGAGGUAAUGAAAUGCCGCUCAAGUCUUCAAAUGUGGACCGUCUUAUUCUCACUGACUGCAAUAUAUCCAAUGACUUCCUUCCAAUAGGUCUUAACAUUUUUUCCAAUGUCAAAGAUUUAAACCUAUCAGGCAACAGUUUCACAACUGUUCAUGCAUGGAUCAAAGAAUGUCACUUUCUGAGGAACCUUAAGCUGGAUAAUUGCAGUAAUCUACAAGAAAUUAGUGGGAUUCCAAAGAAAUUAGAAACACUUUCUGUGAAAGGAUGCACAUCCUUGAAAUGCUUGGACCUCACAGUUCUUCCUGCAUGCACUGCAGAAUCUUGUUCUUUGAAAGAACUGAUUUUGGAUGAUUGUGUGUAUCUUCAAGAAAUUGCAUGGCUUCCACAAAACUUGGAUGUGCUCUCUGCAAAAAACUGCACAGCAUUGACUUCCCAGAGUAUAAACAUGUUAAUGAAUCAGAGAGGGGUGCAGGCUGGAAACAAGAUGUUUGUUUUCCCCGGAAAAAAAAUUCCAGAGUGGUUCCGGCAUUGUUUAAGUGUGAAAAAGGCUCAUGCCUCGAGAGUUGUUAGAAAACAAGAAAUCGCAGGGUCGUUUUCUUUCUGGUUUCGCAACAAAUUUCCUGCGAUUUCUCUCUGUCUUGUUAUUGGACUGGGGAAUGAGCAACCUAUCACGGUCAAUUUUAGCCCCCGAGUAUUCGUCAACGGCCAUAAGCAGUGCAUUGGCGGUCAGAAGGUUUACAACUUCAUCAUAGCUACUGAUCACGUACUUCUGCUGAAUUUUGAAGAUAGUGGCGACAUAGUGUUUUCAAAUAAUGAGUGGAAUCAUGUAGAGGUUUCAUAUGCUGAUCAUAUUACCAACAAUGAGGUACCAAUCAGACAGAUUGCCAGAUAUAGUGGAAUACAUGUAUUUAGACAAACAACUGAUCCAGGGGAUUUCUGUUUCAUGAAUCCUCCACAAACAGUGAUAAAUGUGAAUCCAAAUCCAAUUUCAAUUGCUGUGCUUCCACCUCCAAUUGCUGCUGCGGAAAAAAAAGAUAUGGCCUCUAAACCAUUAGUUCCGGCUAAGAGGUCUUUAGAGGAUGUAGUCGGAGAAACUUCAGAAAGGACUCAAGAGGAGGAAGUUCAUCCUACUACAAUUUCAAAUGGUCAUCCUGUCAUUCAAAGUUGUCGUGAGGGUGAUGAUAUUGAACUGGAAGGGGUAUCCUCUUCUGACUCGGAUGAUCCGUUUGAUCGCGUUGAUAGAAGACUCGGUAUUAGUUCCGAGGAAACCAUGUCUUCUGCAUCAAGUUCUGGAGUUGCUUCACUUGGAUCAAUUAGAGAGGCUAUUAACUCCUUGGAGCUUUUAAUGGUUAAGGACUUAUCUGAAUUCUCUUGUGAUCCUGAUACACAGAAUGAACUUCUUCAACUGUUGGAUCUACUGAGUACAAGUAGCCACCCCAAGGUAACUUUAGAGGUGAAGGAGGCUAUUGGAGAGUUUAAAAGAAAGUCGUUUUUAUCAUUCCAAGAAUUCCAAUCCACUGUUGAGUCUGUGAACAAACUGAAGAAUUUUGAGAAGCAUCUAGAUAGAAUUCAGCAGGAGACUAUGGAAGGAAAGGGUCAAAGGAAGCACCUCAAAAGCUCAAUAAAAAAGGUUUCUUUGGGCAUCAAGGCCGAAAAUAGUAGGAAAAAGGAGUUGGAUGAAGAAACUGCAACUUUAAGAAUACAGCUAGCCAAAAAAGAAAGGGACCUAGAACAACUUGUGCUGAAUCUCAAGAAUCAGGAGGAAUCACUCUCAACAUUUUCAACAAAUUAUGCUUCUCUCAACGAGCAAGCUCGAGCGCUACUAAAAGAAGCUGAUGAUCUACUUGCUGCGAGCAGUUGGGUAAAGCAUGAGGGUGAAGUCGCUGAAGUCGAGCAGGAUAGGCUCAAGUCCAUCUGGUCUAUUGGCCUAACCAGCCAGUUUAAUGAGAUUAAAAAGACUCUUUUUGACUAUGAUGUGUAG